AACGAUUAAGGAAACCAAGAGCAGCUACAGAGACUCCCUGGUCUUCCCCAGAAGACCAAAAGACUCUUUGGGGAUUAAUUUCGUUUCCUAAUCUUGGAGUCGGUUGCCAUGCGUCCACAAGCUGUCCUGCCUGCUGAUAUUGGUGUUCACUGUACCGAUAAGGAGCUUUGUAUGUUUUUACAGAAACUUACGAGUGGAUCACCACUUCCAAGAAAUGUGAUCAAUGAUGUGAACCCUUACAAUUACAUGCCCUCAAAUUUACCACCUGGUAGUUUUUGGUACUUGAUUCGCUCUAAUGAGAGCAAAGAUACAAGUCUUGGAUACUGGAGCCCCACAGAGGAGGCAUGUAAAAUAUUCACAGACUCUGUCAUCACUGGUUGGAGAAAUACUCUUGAAUUCUAUGAAGGCCAAGCACCUCAUGAAUAUAAAACCAAUUGGAGAAUGCAAGAGUACAGGAUAACUUACCAUAAAGUUUCAGAAAAUAGCAAGACAAAGGAAGCCAAUUUGCUUUGCAGAGUCCAGUCUGUUGGUGCUGAAUGUAAAAACCCUAUUGCUAAUUGCUUCUCACAACCAGUUGUUUCUCUUGCCGAGACAUGUACUGGACAUGCUUCCACAAGCAAACCUCAGGUCAUCAAGGAUAAUGAAACAGGGACCUUAACUGUUACAGAAAGGCUUCCAGAUCAUCAAGUCGAAAUCAUGCCUGAGAUUGAGAUAGAUUUUCCUUUUGGAGAUGACUACAUUGAAUUGCGGGAUCUUGAUAGACCAGCAUCAUUUUCUUCUAGUUCAAAUUCAAGUUGCUUGACAAUGUCAUCAGACGAAUGCUUUGAUUCCCUGGCUUUGUUGGAAGAACUAGAACCCAAAACUAGUCAAGACCAGGCUAAUAAGAAUGCAGGCUGCAAAUACAGUAUUUCUGUAUCUCAAAAACCAGAUGAGUUGGUUAUGUAUGCAGCAGCCUCUUCCUCAGGAUCUUUGAACAAAUCUCCAAAUGAAGAAAAGGUCAAAAGUCAUUCUUCUAAGAUUCCCAGUUCAGCAGUCUGCGUUAAGAAUAAAGAAAAGACAACAAAGAAACUGAGCAGAAAUGAAAUGCCAGACCAAGGGAAUGAAGCUAUCUCAAAUUCACAUACGGCAACACCUCCAGGGGGAAAGAAGGCUACUGUUGUCAAAACCAAGAAGCUGAAGAAAAGGUAUCUUUGCUUCAUGCCAUGUUAGAACUUGAUCCUGAUGUGUUUGCUCUAUGAUGUA
Molecule: messenger RNA, 1242 nt
Organism: Fragaria vesca subsp. vesca
Lineage: Eukaryota; Viridiplantae; Streptophyta; Magnoliopsida; Rosales; Rosaceae
Exons: 6
Coding region: 109-1209 (366 amino acids)
Biological process (GO): regulation of DNA-templated transcription
Molecular function (GO): DNA binding
Source: RefSeq, a predicted model, not a curated record